Encephalitozoon cuniculi GB-M1 is the source of this 471-nucleotide messenger RNA. RefSeq lists its product as uncharacterized. The transcript has a single exon. NCBI's taxonomy places the organism in Eukaryota, Fungi, Microsporidia, Unikaryonidae. The coding region runs from base 1 to 471 and encodes 156 amino acids. The record is from RefSeq and is marked provisional.
AUGUACACGGAAAGCCCAUUUAUUCUACUCGAAAGCCCUGUGGCAAACCCAGAAUACACGGCACAUGGGGCAAACCUUCCUUUGCUGCAGCCACAGUGCUAUGCAGUGGGAAUGAAACGUGUGUUUACACUUGCCCACACAGGGCUUGCACUCCAUCGGGUGCUUACAUUUUGUGCACAUCUGGUCGAAGCCCUGUUGGCAUAUUCCGCAUAUGUCGCUCUCUAUGUCCCAUUUCCAGCUGUACACCGGAUAAAUCUUCUUGAUCUUUAUCUCCACCAUUUUUGGGUAAGCCUCUGGUUGCAGGGAGUCUGGUUUCAGAGGAAGAUAAACCUACCGCGAAAUCUUCCAUGGACGGAAAGGACCAUCCGACCUAUGGCCACGACAUGGAAGGAGGGCAAAGCCGACGGGACUGAAGAGCCGAGUGGAAAAAUUUGCACAAUAGCUUUCCACAAAGAAGGCGAAAAAAAGUAG